This is a messenger RNA of Ficedula albicollis (Collared flycatcher), 3711 nucleotides long. It is a transcript of the gene KIF27, whose product is annotated as kinesin family member 27. The transcript has 15 exons. The record is from RefSeq and is a predicted model, not a curated record. Gene Ontology annotation, biological process: microtubule-based movement; mitotic spindle organization. Bases 264 to 3650 code for a protein of 1128 amino acids. NCBI's taxonomy places the organism in Eukaryota, Metazoa, Chordata, Aves, Passeriformes, Muscicapidae. Gene Ontology annotation, molecular function: microtubule binding; microtubule motor activity; ATP binding.
GUGUAGCCCUGGCCAGGCUCUUGCACUGCCCAAGGUAUAUCCUUUCAACAAAUACCUAUUUUGUUCCUUUUGCUCUGUCUGUCUCUGUUUCGGGUCACCUUUUCCCGGCAUCAGUUUGAUCCCAUGCAGAUUUUUGAACUCUAGUGAAAAACAGCUAUAAAGAAAGUUGCAGACAGCUGUGAAUGAGGUGAACAGAGCAGUGGUAACAGAUUUCUUCUUGUCUGUGUGAGUACUGAGUGGGAAGCACAAGGGUGGAGUCUGGCAUGGAGGAGAUCCCAGUUAAAGUUGCAGUCCGAAUCAGACCUCUGCUUUCCAAAGAAAUACUUCAUAACCACCAAGUGUGUGUCAGAUUAGUCCCAAAUGCUAAACAAGUUAUUAUUGGAAAGGACCAUGUCUUCACUUUUGAUUUUGUAUUUGGCAAAAACUCAACCCAAGAAGAAGUUUAUGCUGUUUGCAUUAAGCCUCUUCUAGUGUCUCUCACUGAAGGAUACAAUGCUACAGUGUUUGCAUAUGGACAAACUGGUUCUGGGAAGACUUACACCAUCGGCGGUGACCACAUUGCAUCACUUGCAGUGGAUGAAAGGGGCAUAAUCCCACGGGCUAUUCAGGAAUUAUUUCAUCAUAUUUCUGAACAUCGUAAUAUUAACUUCCAUGUGAAGGUAUCCUAUAUAGAGGUUUACAAGGAAGAACUUCGAGAUUUGUUGGAUUUGGAGACCUCUGUAAAAGAACUGCAUAUCCGAGAAGAUGAGAAGGGAAAUACAGUGAUUGUCGGUGCUAAGGAAUUCCAAGUGGAAUGUGCAGAUGAAGUGAUAAGCCUGCUGGAAAGUGGCAAUGCAGCUCGUCACACAGGCACAACACAGAUGAAUGAGCACUCUAGUCGGUCUCAUGCCAUUUUUACCAUCAGUAUUCAUCAGAAACAGUCUGCAGAGUAUCAGAAAAAUACUGAUGCUGCACAGGAUUCGAUCGCUUCAAAGUUUCAUUUUGUGGAUUUGGCAGGAUCAGAGAGGGUAGCAAAGACUGGAAAUACUGGUGAACGCUUCAAAGAAUCAAUUCAGAUCAAUAGUGGCCUCUUGGCCUUGGGAAAUGUCAUCAGUGCCCUUGGAGACCCUAAAAGGAAAAGUGUGCAUAUUCCAUAUAGGGAUGCUAAAAUCACUCGUAUUCUGAAAGACUCCCUUGGAGGAAAUGCCAAGACUGUUAUGAUAACAUGUAUAAGUCCAUCCUCACUGGACUUUGAUGAAUCUUUAAAUUCCCUCAAAUAUGCCAACAGAGCCAAAAAUAUUAGAAAUAAACCAGUAGUAAAUUACAACCCAGAAAAAGACCGAAUUGAUGAAAUGGAACUCGAAAUCAGAUUGCUUCGGGAAGCUUUGCAGAGCCAACAGGUCAGUAAUCAGCAUUUACAUGAUUUAAAUGAAGAAAAAGCCCGAAUCACUUCACUUGAGGAGCAGCUCACCCGCCUUCAGGUUCAAUAUUUCAGUUACAGAAAUUGUGUAGACGAAGCCUUCCCCUUUCUGGUUGAUUUGAAUGAUGAUGUUAGCUUAAGAAGAAGUCAGCGGGACAGGUUGCAGAGCUGGAUCUCUAUGGUAGAGAAAGUAAGGAAGGAAGCUCUCACCAUCCAGGAAACUGAUGCAGAGACUGAGACCAGCCCAGUACCGCAUCACAUCACAAUUCUUCAGCUGAAGAGGGAGCUAAAGAAAUGCCAGCAGGUACUAGUUAUGGAUGAAGAACUAUUUAGCCAGAAGAAUCAUGAAGUGCAGAUACUGCAGAACCAGAUAAAGACAUUACUACAAGAAAAGAAAGAACUACAGGAAUUUUUAAAGGAGGCUCAAGAAACACAAAGAUUACAGACUGAGAAAAUGGUGCAGCAGCAAAUGCUCAAUGAUCAGCUAAAAUUGAAAUUAGAGAAGUUUACAGAUAUGAAAGCUUUUGAUAUCCCAAGUGCUUAUGAGGAUGGCCCAGCUGUCAUGGCAUUUGCUAGGAGGCCCUGCAGUGUCCCAGUCACAAAAAACCUGCUACGCCCCCUUCACCUUCCUUCAGGGACCAAGAUCCAAAAGGGGUAUACCAGCCCCCCUGUCUUGUCCCUGGCGCAGAUAAUGGCAGAAUUCCAUGUUCGCAGACAGAUUAUACUGAGCAAGUUAGAAGAUCAAGAUAAAGUCCUUCACCACCACCUCUGUGACCAGAGUGAUGAAGAGAAAGACAAUACAGGCAGUGAAGAGAAAACCUCAUAUAAGCGUUCCAUGAACCAAACAUGGACACAAAAUGACACUUCUCUGUGCUUCCUUCCUGAUGAAAGAGACAUGAAAUGUCAAGCAGACAAGUCUGGUUUGUCCAAUAAACCUGCGCUACAAACUGACACAACCACAGGUGAAGAGAUUGACAGCCUCCAGAAAACCCACGUUUUUAACAUGCAGAAGUUAAAGAAUUCAGAGUUGAGACUUGCUGAGGCUGAGCAAAAAAUAAGAGAACUUGCACUUACUAUCAAAAGCAAAGAGAACCUCAUUAAGGAGUUAGUAAGAACAGGUAAGGAUGCUCAGUCUGUAAGCAGUCAGUAUUCUUUGAAGGUAAGUAAACUGGAGCAAGAAAUUGAGCAGGCCAAAACAGAGCUGGCUGAAACGCAAAGACAGCUUCAGGAGCUGGACAAUAAAGAGCUGAGAGACAUUCCUGAGAAAGACAUGUUACAGAAAGAGUGCCAGAAGAAGAUGGAGGCAGCUAAGUUGAAAGUGCAGACCUUACAGAAGAAGCAGCAAGACACCAAGAAUUUGGCUUCAUUAUCUAAACAAAGUGAGAGAGAAGCAAGAGAACUUGAGCAGAAAGUGGCUCAGAUGAAGCAUCAGCAAUCCCAGAUACAGAAGAAACUGUGUGAGGAGAGUGAAAAGAAGAAGCAGCUGGAAGCAGAGCUUCAGCAGGACCAGCAACAAAUUAAAGAACUUCAACUUAAGAUGGAGCAACAACAGAAGAUCCUUAAACUUAAGGAUAAAGAAAUUGCUGCUUUUAAGAAGAAGAAAAAUAACACAGUGGGAACUCCACGGAAACUACAGAAAUUAGAACAGCAGAAGAAGUGGCUGGAUGAAGAAAUGGAAAGAAUUCUUCAACAGCACCAACAGUUAGCAGAACUAGAAGAAGACUUAAAGAAGAGAGAAGCCAUUGUAGCAAAAAAAGAAGCAUUAUUGCAAGAGAAAAGCCACCUGGAAAUCAAGAAACUGAGAUCUAGCCAGGCUUUAAACAAAGAUAGUAUGAAAUUGUCUACCCGCUUAAGUAUGCUGGAUCAGGAGUUGUGUGAUAAAAGUAUGCAGCUUCAGGGCAGCACCACUGAAGAUAAGUCAGACAUUUUGGAAAAAAUUCAGGCUCUCCAAAUGGAAAGGGAUCAGCUGCUCAGAAGGAGAGAUAGUAUGGAUGAGAAAAUGAAAGAUGGUAAAGUGUUGUCAGUUGAAGAAGAACAUAUUCUUUUCCAGCUAGAAGAAGGAAUUGAAGCCCUUGUAGCUGCAAUUGAUUACAAGAAUGAAAGUAUUCAUAAUCGCCAGCACUUGCUUAGGUCAUCUUCUCAGAGUCUUUCACAGAGCAAGCAUAAUGUAAUAGGGAAACUAGUUUCCCUGACUGCUGCUGAGCUCAGAGCUAUCAUCAUAAGUUAUUUCAACAAGGUUUGUUUUGGCUAAUGAAUAAUAUUUUAUUCCAUUUUCUAUUACUAUUCUAGAUAUUGACAUUGUGGCAAGAAAU